Argiope bruennichi is the source of this 6296-nucleotide messenger RNA. RefSeq names its product CAP-Gly domain-containing linker protein 1-like. Gene Ontology annotation, molecular function: microtubule plus-end binding. Gene Ontology annotation, biological process: cytoplasmic microtubule organization. Gene Ontology annotation, cellular component: nucleus; cytoplasm; microtubule plus-end. The transcript is spliced from 31 exons. The record is from RefSeq and is a predicted model, not a curated record. NCBI's taxonomy places the organism in Eukaryota, Metazoa, Arthropoda, Arachnida, Araneae, Araneidae. Bases 178 to 5901 code for a protein of 1907 amino acids.
AUUUGAAUGUUUACGAAAACGAAAGACACGAAUUCUGGUCAAAAUUUUCUAUCAUAUAUAAGAAGACCACUAUGUAUUUGUAGAAAAUUAAUUUCUCUUCACUCAACAGAAAAGGUUACAGAAAAUGCAUUCCUUAUAACAUUAAAAUAAAAAACUGAGUAAUAUAUUUAAACAAAGAUGACGUCAAAUAAACCUGCCAAAGGCAUUCCUGUUGCAUCUAAAAUCCCUUCAUCAGGCAGAGAUAGUGGAACACAUUCAAGAUCUUCAUCUGUUUCCAAUCUUACCACAGCUUCUGAUCUUCAUUCUGAAGCAGGAGAUGCUGCAUCUGAAAUCCCAGUCGACUUCAAGGUAAACGAUCGAGUUUGGGUGAAUGGCUCCAAACCUGGAGUCCUCAAGUUCCUUGGAAAAACACAGUUUGCCCCCGGUGUAUGGGCUGGAGUGUUGCUGGAUGAAGCAAUUGGUAAAAAUGAUGGCUCAGUUGCUGGUGUGAGAUACUUUACUUGCCCUCCUCAGAAAGGUAUUUUUGCUCGACCUCAGAAGCUAACCAAGACAGCUGGAGAAAUUUCUGAAACCGGUGAUACACCUACACCUAAAGUUCCUACUACCCCUAGAAAUCCUGGUUUCGCUACUCCAACCAGUCGAGGACUCACUGCCUCAAAUCUUUCACUCAGUAGUACAAAAGGAGCCUGUUCACGAUUACGAGUAGGGGAAAGAGUUGUCGUUAGUUCCACCACUGGUGAUAAAUCCGGUAUUUUAAAAUUCCUUGGUACAACAGACUUUGCCAAAGGAGAAUGGGCUGGAAUUGCUCUUGAUGAACCUGUUGGAAAGAAUGAUGGAUCUGUUGCAGGAAAAAGAUAUUUCACAUGCCCAAUGAAAUAUGGGCUGUUUGCACCGGUGCACAAAGUUUCCAGAGCUGGUGGCACAGCUACUCCAAGAACUCCAUCUGUACGUGGUACACCACUCAUGAGAUCUAGUAGUAGAGAUUCUCUAAGUAGCUCUGUGAGCACCAGCUCAAAGGCAAGUAGAGUGAAGCUGGGUGUCACGUCACUUACUAACUCACAGCAGAGAGUUAGAAGUACUGGUGUGGGUUUAAUGACAACCAGCCGUGCUCUUGAAGAAGUAUUAAAAGAAAAAGAACAGCAUAUUGAACAGCUACUAAAAGAACAUGAUCUGGAAAGGACAGAAUUUGCUAAAGUUGUUAGUCAAUGUGAGGAGGCUGUAGCUAAAUACAAUGAAUUGUUAAAUCUGCAUCAGCAACAUGAAAAUGAGAAGAAAGACUUGGAACAGCAAUUAUCAUCAGAAAAAAGGAAACUUGAAGAUUUGCAAUUCCAGUUAGAUGAAGAAAAAAUUACUAGGGGAGAUUUAGAAAUGCAACUACAACAGCAAAGCCAGAUUAUAAGCCGACUUGAGAGUUUUCUGAAUGAAAAAUUAGAUCCUAAAUUUACUAAUAUAAAAGAAAUACUUAGUGGGAAAGAAAGUUUAAGUGAAGUUCCCGAACAACAAAAUGCUGAUCCUCAACUAGUUUUAUUUAAAGAAAAAAUAGUUACUCUUGAAGCAGAUUUGCAAGUCCUAAAAGAUGAAAAAAAUAAAUAUGUGCAAGAAGUGGAGGAACUGAAAAAACUGUUAGACAAAUCUAAUGAGGAACACAAGAAUCUCUUAUCAUCAUUAGACAACACAAGUCAAGAAAAAGAAGAUAUAAUUUCAAAUUUAAAAUCUGAGUUAAAUACUCAGCUUGAAAAAGUAACUAAACUAAUUGAAGAAAAUAAAGGCUUGAAUGAGCAGAUUGCACUUCAUACUGCUGCAACAACAGAUAGUAAUGAUAUUGUGAAAGAAUUAGGAGAGAAAAUUAAAUUACUAUCAGAAGAAUUAAGUGCAAAAGCUAAUCUUCUCAAAGAAGAUGAAAUUACCAUUCAAGAAAAGGAUACAAAAAUAUCAACCCUUGAUAAAAACUUGGAAAUUCAGACUCAAGAGCUUGCUGAAUUAAAAAACAAAAUUCAGAGUUUAAGUCAAGAUUUGGAACAAAAAACAUCUGAAUUGAAUGAAAAAUUAAGAUUGCAAAAAUCUCUUGAAGAGGAAGUUACAGAUAUGAAAACCCAACUUCAGUCUAGUAUUUCAGAAAAAGAGGAGAAAAUUCUUGGCUUAGUAAAACAAAUAGAGCAUACAACAAACUGCUUACAAGAAAAGGAAGAAGAACUGUCAAAGGCACAGAAUGAGAUUGCCACUUUACAAAAAGGAGCUCAUGAAAUCACAGAAACUAAUUCUCAGUUGCUAUUGAAAAUAAGUGACUUUGAAGAAAAAUUAUCAUCUAUGAGUAUGGAUAGUUCAGAAAAGGUUAUAUCCUUGGAAAGUAAAAUGAAGAAAUUGGUUGAGGAAAAGGAAGAUAUAAUGAAAAAAUUUGAAGAGGAAAGACAAUCAAAGCAAUCUGCGCUUGAUUCUUUAGUGAAUGACUUGGAAUCUAAAAAAUCAGCACUCAGUGAAAAAGAUUCUCAAAUUUCAUCCUUAGCAGAAACAGUGAAAGAAAAGGAAGAUGAGAUUUCCAAAGUACAAAGUGAGCUAAAUGCUACAAAGCAGUCAUGUGAUGCCCUCAAUGAAGAAAAAGCAGCACACAUAAAAUCACUUAAAGAUAAGGAAGAGGUUUUAUCUAAUACAGAAAAGCAGCUCUCUGAGAAAGUGAAGGUGAUAGAAAAUUUGAAUGAAGAAUUGGGUGUUAUACGUAAAGAAACAGAUUCAUUACAAAAUAUCACAAAACAAAAGGAAGAAGAAAUUUCUCAGCUGAUUUCUAAGUUGCAGACUGCUGAGAAGAAUGUUGAAAUGCUGAAUAAAGAUAGUACUGAACAUGUGACUUUAUUACAAAAUGAGCUGUCUAAGCUAAAAGAAGAAAAUACUCAAUUGAAAUCAUCUCUUGAACUGAAAAUAUCUGAAAUUCACCAAGAAAAUAAAAACUUGUCUGAUGAAAUUAAUAAAAAAAUUGAUAUAAUUGGAGAAAAGGAAGAAUCUAUAAUAAACUUAGAAAAAGAAUUGAAAAUGAAAGAAGAAGAAGUUUCUCAUUUGAAAGAGCAAAUAUCGAAGCAAGAUGAAGAUAUUGUUGCUGCUGGUAAAGAAAAAGAAGCAUUGUUAGCUCAUAGUCAGCAGCAAUCACAAUCUCAGAAAGAACAAUUUGAGUCAGAUUUGAAAAAGAAAGACGAAUUGCUUUCUAACUCAGAAAAGCAAUUAUCUGAAAGGAAGGAAGAGCUAGAUAAAAUGAGGGAAGAACUUGUUAAUGUAAAGAAAGAGCUUGAUUCACUCCAUUCUCUUUUGAACCAGAAAGAUGAAGCAAUUGCCCAGCUAACUUCUAAAUUACAGCUUGCUGAACAGAACGUUGAAAUGUUAAAUCGGGAUAGCAGUGAACAUGUAACUACAUUACAGAAUGAAUUAUCGAAAUUAAAAGAAGAAAGUGUAAGGACUAAAACUUCCUUAGAGCAGAAAUUAUCUGAACUUCAAAAAAUGAAUGAACAGCUGUCAAAUGAAAUUAAUGAGAAGAAUGCUAGUUUCGAAGAAAAGAAAGAAUCACUUUUAGCCUUAGAAAGCAAAAUAAAAUCGCAAGAAGGUGAUAUUUGUAAUUUAAAUAAUGAAAUAGAAAAAUUCAAAAAAGAAAUAGUUGCUCUUUCAAAAGACAAAGAUGAAAUUGUAUCAUUGCAUGAGAAACAAUCUCAAACUCAAAAGGAACAUUUUGAUGCAGAAUUGAAAAAGAAAGAUCUGAAAUUAGCUGAACUUGAAAAUGAAAAUAAAUUACUGUCAAACGACUUAAGUGAAAAAAAUGUUGCUUUGGGAGAAAAGAAAGAGUUACUGCUGGGUUUGGAAAACAAGAUAAAAUCACAAGAAGAUGAUAUUUGUAAUUUAAAUAAUGAAAUUGAAAAACUCAAGAAAGAAAUAGCUGCUCUUUUCCAAAACAAAGAGGAUAUUAUAGCAUCACAUGAGAAGCUAUCUCAAACUCAAAAAGAACAAUUUGACUCUGAAUUGGAAAAGAAAAAUAAGAAAUUGAUGGAAGUGGAAGGAAAAAUUGAAGAUCUGACAAAGGUUCUUAAUGAAAGAGAUAGCAAACUAAAAGAAAAAGAGGAAGAAUUGCUCAAUAUGCACAGUUUGUUAGAAACCAGAAAUACAGAUGCGAAGAGCUUAUCUAGCCAGAUAGAAAAGCUAAAAGAAGAUUUGGACAAUGCAUUAAAAAAUAAGGAAGAAUUGUUAGCUUCCCAUACAACGCAACUACUAUCAACAAAAGAGAACUUUGAAAUAGAACUUAAAAAUAAAGAAAAGAUAAUAGAAGAAAGUCAAGGAAGAACAUCUGAAUAUAUCAAGUUAUUAGAGAUCAAAGAAAAAGAACUACAGCAGAAAGACAAUGAAAUUAAUACUUUGAAGAAAAUAUUAAAAGAAAAAGAAUCUCAAUUUGAUGAACUCGGUCAAAUGAUUGAGGCAUCUCAAGCUCAACUGAAAGCUCUAAAUGAUCAGAAUGAAGCUAAUGCGAAACUGCUACAAAGUAAAGAAUCAUUUAUUAAUGAUUUUAAAAGUGAAAAAGAAAAGCAGCUACAAGAACUAGAAGAGAAUUUGAAAAAAGAAAAUGCAAGACUACAGGAGGUACUUCUGAAAUAUGAAAGUGAUAUACAACAAAAACAAGAAAUAAUUUCAAAACUGAAUGCAGAAGCAGAAGAACAGAAAAAGCAGAUAGAGUUACUAGGAAGUGAAUUAUUGAAAAAUAAAGAAAUUAUAGAAAGAACACAGCAAAAUACCAGUGAACUACAUCAGACUUUAAUCAAUAAAGUUGCUGACUUAGAGGCAAAAUAUGCACAAGUGAUAGAAGAAAAGAAAAAGAUUGAAGAGGAAGAAGUUAAAGCUCGUGAUGCAAAGAAAGAUCUGGAAAAAGUAAGAGAUAACUUACUGCAAGAAAAGUCUCAGCAGCAGGAAGUGGUUAAAGAUCGAGAAACACAACUGGCAGCAUUGCAAGCUGAAGUUAAUCGUAUGCAGACAGAAUUUACAUUGCACAAACAAGAACUGCAACAAAAGCUCGAUGUUUCUGCUAUGGAAUUAGAGGCUGCUGCUGAACUUAAAACGCAACUGGAGUUACAGCACAGUGUUUUAGAAGAAUUGCAGCAACAGUUACAAAGUUCAGAAGAAAAAUGCAAAGCACUGGAGAAGCAAGUACAAAAUACAUCUGCUUUGUCUUCAGAAAAAACAGAGUUAUUGGAUAAAUUAAAUGAAUUGGAACUAUCUAAUAAAGAAAAGUCUGAAAAGUUGACAGAAAUUGAAGAGAAACAUCAAAGUUUACAAGAAUUGCUCAAAAAUGCACAAAACAGUCUUUUAGAAAAAGAAAUAGAGUGUACAUCUUUAAAUGAUCAGUUAUUGAGUUUGAAUGCUGAGAUUGAAUCCAAAGAAAGCAUUAAAUCGUCUAUGAAGUCUUUGGAACAAGAAAAUAUUCUCUUAAAGCACAAAAUUGAGAAGCUGGAAUCAUCUGGACCUGUAAAGAAUGUUAAUGAAUCUACUGCUGCAAAUACAAAUGAAUCAUUUGCUGAAGAGCGAGAUUCUUUACUGAGUCAGAUUGAUUUCUUAAACUCUAUAAUUGUGGAUAUGAAGCAAAAGAAUGAAAAUCUUCAGCAAGAAAUAGAGCUUCUCAAGUUAGGUUCAGAGAUAAUUGAUCCAAACCUCAAUGACACUCCAAAGAAGUUACCUCCAAGACUGUUCUGUGACAUCUGUGAUAUGUUCGAUUUACAUGACACUGAUGAUUGUCCAAAGCAAGAAUCAUUUGUUGAAGAUGAAGCAAUACCUCAUUUGAUACCUCAAGGUGCACGGCAGUUGGAAGAGAGACCCUACUGUAAUAGUUGCGAGAUGUUUGGGCACUGGACUUAUGAUUGUGAUGAGCAAGAAACUUAUUAAUGCCAAAGUAUUACAUAAUUAGGGGUUUUAAUUAAUGCAUUUUAAUUUAGUUUUGUGAGUUGAGCUCGUUUUUCAUUAUAAAUUGUUUCAAAACUCAUGUGAUUUGGCUUGUUAGUCAGCAUGUUUCAUGUUUCAUAAUUUAUUUAAUUUUAAAUCAUGAGUUUUAAUUAAAAAAAUACUAAUUAUUUAAUGGGCUUCUAUUCUGUGCAGCUAGAUAGAAUAUAUCCUUUUUAUACUCUUGUACAAAAUGUAAUUAUCAAUGAAAUAAUUUAUUAGAUAGUUGAGAUUAUAUGUUGAGCUACUAUAUUUUGCAGAAAGUUUUAAAAGUGUUGCUGUAUACAGAGUUAUCACUUUAUUCCUGUUUCAGAUUGAAGAAAUAAAUUAUUUUACAUCUU